Molecule: messenger RNA, 6558 nt
Organism: Zalophus californianus (California sea lion)
Lineage: Eukaryota; Metazoa; Chordata; Mammalia; Carnivora; Otariidae
Gene: SNAP91
Product: synaptosome associated protein 91
Exons: 29
Coding region: 167-2782 (871 amino acids)
Biological process (GO): clathrin coat assembly; synaptic vesicle budding from presynaptic endocytic zone membrane; clathrin-dependent endocytosis
Cellular component (GO): synaptic vesicle; extrinsic component of presynaptic endocytic zone membrane; clathrin-coated pit
Molecular function (GO): SNARE binding; 1-phosphatidylinositol binding; clathrin heavy chain binding
Source: RefSeq, a predicted model, not a curated record
CGGGUCUAGCCGGCGGAGGGGCUGCUGAGAGCCUCGCGGAGGGUGGUUGGCUGGUGGGUGUCGGCCUCCCUGUCAUCCCCGCCUCCUCCUCGUCUCGCGCUGGCCGGGGAUGCUAGCGCGCGGCGCCCCCUUGCCUAAGAGGAGGUGAUAGACGCGGCCGGAGAAGAUGUCGGGCCAAACGCUCACGGAUCGGAUCGCCGCCGCUCAGUACAGCGUGACAGGCUCCGCUGUUGCGAGAGCGGUCUGCAAAGCCACCACUCAUGAAGUGAUGGGCCCCAAGAAAAAGCACCUGGACUAUUUGAUUCAGGCUACCAAUGAGACCAAUGUUAAUAUUCCUCAGAUGGCCGACACACUCUUUGAGAGGGCAACAAACAGUAGCUGGGUGGUUGUAUUUAAAGCUUUAGUCACAACACAUCAUCUCAUGGUGCAUGGAAAUGAGAGAUUUAUCCAGUACUUGGCCUCUAGAAAUACACUGUUCAAUCUCAGCAAUUUUUUGGACAAAAGUGGAUCCCAUGGUUAUGAUAUGUCUACCUUCAUAAGGCGCUAUAGUAGAUAUUUGAAUGAAAAGGCUUUCUCUUACAGACAGAUGGCAUUUGAUUUUGCCAGAGUGAAGAAAGGGGCCGACGGUGUAAUGAGGACAAUGGCUCCUGAAAAGCUACUGAAGAGUAUGCCAAUUCUGCAGGGACAGAUUGAUGCACUGCUUGAAUUUGAUGUGCAUCCAAAUGAGCUAACAAAUGGUGUCAUAAAUGCUGCAUUUAUGCUUCUUUUCAAAGACCUUAUCAAACUUUUUGCUUGCUACAAUGAUGGCGUUAUUAACUUACUUGAAAAGUUUUUCGAAAUGAAGAAGGGACAAUGUAAAGAUGCCCUAGAAAUUUACAAACGAUUUCUAACUAGAAUGACGCGAGUAUCUGAAUUUCUCAAAGUUGCAGAGCAAGUUGGCAUUGAUAAAGGUGACAUUCCUGACCUCACACAGGCUCCCAGCAGUCUUAUGGAGACCCUUGAACAGCAUCUAAAUACAUUAGAAGGAAAGAAACCCGGAAACAAUGAAGGAUCUGGUGCUCCCUCUCCAUUAAGUAAGUCGUCUCCAGUCACAACUGUUACGUCUCCUAAUUCUACACCAGCUAAAACUAUUGAUACAUCCCCACCGGUUGAUUUAUUUGCAACUGCAUCUGCGGCUGUCCCCGUCAGCACUUCUAAACCAUCUAGUGAUCUCCUGGACCUCCAGCCAGACUUUUCUUCUGGAGGGGCGGCAGCAGCCGCAGCACCAGCGCCACCACCACCUUCUGGAGGAGCCACUGCUUGGGGAGACCUUUUGGGAGAGGAUUCUCUGGCUGCACUUUCCUCUGUUCCCUCUGAAGCACAAGUUUCAGAUCCCUUUGCACCAGAACCUACCCCUCCUACCACAGCUUCUGAAACUGCAACUGCUUCAGCCUCUGCCUCAACUACUACAACUGUCACUGCUGUCACUGCUGACGUGGAUCUCUUUGGAGAUGCCUUUGCAGCUUCUCCCGGGGAGGCCCCUGCAGCAUCCGAAGGGGCCGCCGCGCCAGCAACCCCAGCCCCCGUAGCCGCCGCACUUGAUGCAUGCUCAGGAAAUGACCCCUUUGCCCCGUCUGAAGGUAGUGCAGAGGCUGCACCCGAGCUGGACCUCUUUGCAAUGAAGCCACCUGAGACCAGUGUUCCUGUAGUUACCCCUACAGCUAGCACAGCCCCUCCGGUUCCCGCCACUGCUCCUUCUCCUGCUCCCGCUGUCGCAGCUGCCACCGCGGCCACCGCCGCCCCCGCCACCACCUCAGCCACCGCCACCGCCGCUCCUCCUGCUCUAGAUAUCUUUGGUGAUUUGUUUGAGGCCCCUCCGGAAGUCGCUGCAGCGCCUAAGCCAGAUGCUGCUCCUAGCAUAGACCUGUUUGGUACAGACGCUUUCUCCUCUCCACCACAAGGGGCCUCUCCUGUGCCUGAGAGUUCUCUCACUGCUGACCUCUUAUCCGUGGAUGCAUUUGCAGUACCGUCUCCUGCAACCACUGCCUCUCCAGCAAAGGUGGAUUCUUCAGGCGUGAUAGACCUUUUUGGGGAUGCAUUUGGAAGUAGUGCUUCUGAACCCCAACCUGCACCUCAGGCUGCUUCUAGUUCUUCAGCGUCGGCAGACCUACUAGCUGGAUUUGGGGCUUCUUUUAUGGCCCCUUCUCCAUCACCAGUGACUCCAGCUCAGAAUAACCUGCUACAGCCCAACUUUGAGGCAGCUUUUGGAACAACACCUUCAACUUCGAGCAGCAGCUCCUUUGAUCCAUCAGUGUUUGAUGGUCUAGGUGAUCUACUGAUGCCAACCAUGGCACCAGCCGGGCAGCCUGCACCCAUUUCAAUGGUACCCCCCAGUCCAGCUAUGGCAGCAAGCAAAGCCCUUGGGAGUGACCUUGACUCAUCUCUUGCCAGCUUAGUAGGCAAUCUUGGAAUUUCUGGUACCACAUCCAAAAAGGGAGAUCUUCAGUGGAAUGCAGGAGAGAAAAAGUUGACUGGUGGAGCCAACUGGCAGCCGAAAGUAGCCCCCGCAACCUGGUCAGCAGGCGUCCCACCAAGUGCACCUUUGCCUCCUGCUGGGACGGGCAUGCCCAUGAUGCCUCAGCAGCCAGUCAUGUUUGCACAGCCCAUGAUGAGGCCACCCUUUGGAGCUGCGGCUGUACCUGGCACACAGCUUUCUCCAAGCCCUACACCUGCCACUCAGAGUCCCAAGAAACCUCCAGCAAAGGACCCAUUAGCGGAUCUUAACAUCAAGGAUUUCUUGUAAACAAUUUAAGCUGCAAUUUUUGUGACUGAAUAGGAAAAAAAAUAAUGAGUUUGGAGACUUCAAAUAAAAUUGAUGCUCAGAGUUUCAAAGUGAGCCACCAGUACCAAACCCAAUGCUUACUCGUAACUUCUCUUCCAAAAUGUGUAGCACAGCUGUGAAAGUGAACAUUAGGAAUGUGUACUACCUUAGCUGUUAUCCCUAUCUCAAAAUUGUAGUGUAUUUGGGUUCUUUGUGUGUUGUACGAUGUAAAAACAAUGAAUGGAUGUUUCUGAUGCCUUUAGUGCUUUUCUGGACCUCGCCCAUGGACGGAUGAUGCAGCUGUUGUGUGGUGAGCCAGUUGGAAAGAUGUGUCUGUGUCUUUGAGGGUUUUGAUGUAUAUAUGACUUUUGGACAAACCUAAACUCUCCCCAUAAAUUCUCUGUAUCUCUGUUACAAACAUGGUGUGAUAAUAUCAAAUAGUAAGGAAAACACUCUUAAAUAUACAAAACUUUUUUGGUGUGGAGUACAUUUUUCCAAUCACAGGAACUUCAACUGUUGUGAGAAAUGUUUAUUUUUGUGGCACUGUAUAUGUUAAGAAAUUUUGUUUUAAAAAAAAUAUAAGGGUAAACGUCCAUAAUAAAUAUUUCUCCUUGAAGCUACCUUAUCAAGAAUGAAAAAAUCAUAUGGAAAGAAUUCCAUAUUUAAUCACUGCUAUAUUAAAAUGUAUAUUUUGAUUAUAUUUGACAGGUUUUGCAUCUAAAUUGACCUAUUUAUUCAUUCUUGAUUAAAUGCACUGAAAAGUAAACGGUCCGUUUCUAUCCCGUCCGUGAAAAUGCAAUUAGAGAUGUGCUAUUCAAAUGAUUAUGAAGACACCCCAAGGUAUAUGUGUAAUUUAAAGAUUACUGCAAAUAUUUUUAUUUUAUUGUGGGUUUUAUGUACAUCUGUUAAUUUAGUAUUUCUUUGUGUGUUCUGUAGACUAGUGUUCUUCCAUGCCUCAAUUGAGCUCAAAGUAGGUUUUGUUGUACCAUUGUGAUUAGAAUUUAAACUAAUUCAGAGAAUUGUAUCCUUUCCUGUACAUACUGUAUUCUUUCAUUUUUAAUUUGUUGUCAUACUGUAUGUGCUGAUGGCUUGGCUUAAGAUUUUGAUGCAUAAAUGAGGUCACUGUUGAUCAGUGUUGCUAGUGGCUUGGCAGCUCUUUGUAAAAGCAUAUUGGGUUGGAAAGGUGUUUGCCUAUUUUUCAAAUUAUUUAAUAGAUGUAUGGUACCAUUUAAAAGUGGUUGUAUCUGAACUUACUGUGGGGAUAACAUACACUGUAAUGGGGGAAAAUUACCUAAAACCAAUUUCAAAAUGGCAUUUCUUUCUAUUUCAGUUUAAAACCCAGUGCAUGUACGCCCUCUGAGAUGCAAUAAACACCUUGAACAAAGAAAUGCAAACAUAAUCUUUCUCUUUUCGAUUAUUUUUUAGAGAAAAUGUUUCAAAUGACACACAGCAUAUACAAAAUAUUGAAAAUUUAAAAAACAUUCACAGUGAGAAAUGCUGUUCAUGCCAACAUAGUUCUGAUUAUUUUACAGUGAGUUAAAAAUAAGGGGGAGAAAAGAACACUUUAAUUAGCUGUCAUUAAACUUGGGACUCUGGUUGCUGUCAGAUAAACUGAAAUUCCAUAUUUCAAAAAAGAAAAGGAUGAACUUUCUUUUAAAUUAUGCAACUCCUAUAAUAGUUUUGUGAGAAUUCUCCAUGAAAGUUGAAGAAUAAUAAGACUUUAGAUUAUAGUUUAAACACACACCUGCCUGCCCAUAAACUCAGACACACAAACCUAGAAAACGGGCUGACUUUAUGCCUAUAACUCGAUUGUGACCAUGAUUCAAAAACUAGUCCAAUCUCAAAUAGAAGUAUUUCUCAGCUACAAGCAUAUCCUUAUUUCUAAAACUCUCUUGCCCUUCACUAUUUAGGAUUUCUAUCUCGAGAACUAACUUUCAGAAGCUAGUAUCUGAUUAUGUAUUAUGAUUUUUGUAGAUUACAUUUUGGUCAUAUAUUACUCUGUAGGCAUAUUGUUACAUAAAUGUACUUUAGACUUUAAGUAAUUUUCAGUUUAAUACUGUAUUUUUUAAUAAGCUUUUUCUCUUCAUUGAAUGGCCCAUUCAGUGGUAUAAAUUCUCAAUAGGUGAAACUGCAAGAGCAUUAUUUUUAAAUCUGACACUUGAACCUUGCCCCAUUGAGGUUCUUGGUGGUCCUUGUACAAUUGUCACGUAGAUGAGAUGCUGAAUGAGGUUCUCUGGGCACUUAAAAAAUGAGUCUCUCUGGAUAAUUUUCAACACAGGUCCAGUUUAGCCAUGAUAUUCUUCCACACAUGAGCCUGCCUCUCUAGCCUCACCUCCAGCUCAGCCCCGUCCUCUGCAUGCAUGAGGAUGUGGGCCACAGGCACACUGUUCUCUGCAUCACCACACCACUCCUGAGGCAAGGGGACACCAAGCACUUUGCUGGCUCACACAGGGCCCUCUGCCUGACAUGACCUCACCAGCUCCAGCAGUGCAGCUAAAUCCUACUUGUCUGUCAUGGCUCUCCACCCUACUCUUAUCAACCCUUAUGGCACUUAACAUAUUAUAUUAUAAUCAUCUGUGACACUGGCAUCCUCUGGCCAGUUGUGAGCCUCAAAGGCAGGAAAAAUCUCCUGUUCAUACCCUCAGGAACUAGCACGUCAGUGGGUGCCGGGUAAGUGUUUGGGAUGAACACAAGUAUACUAGUUCUUAGAGGUGUCCUCACCUACCUGGACAUUGCUGAGCUAAUACCAUAUUUCUAAUUCCUGAAGAAUAACGCUCCUAUGGACAUUUAUUGUCAAAUGUUAGAGUUUUAAUAGCUGUCAGCUCAUCCUAACAGAAGAACUAAUAUCGAUUAAAAACUCAUCUUGAGUUGAAGAUUUUGAGUCACUUUUUAUUUGGUAUAAUGGUUACAAGUGGUUCUCUCUAUAUUAAGUGUCUCCUUUGUUUGCUUUUGUGUUAUUUGUUGUACCUUAAAGAAAAAGAAUAAAGACCAAAGACUUUUUUGGAGGAGUCGUGGGGUUUGCAAGAGGAGGAAAGGAGUAAAACAUAAAAAGAGAAAUGGAAAGUCACAGAAAGAUAAGUUGUGUGAAGGCCUCCUUCUGCCUCUGAGGUAGACACCUUUAAUAACAUAGCCCCAAAUUUUUGUUGGCGGAAGAGGGGCAUGCUCUGGUGGCAGUGAUUAUCAUAGUGUUUUUUGUGUGGAAGUACUGGUUCAAAAUAAAAAUCAGGGUCAUCUUAGUUGAGAAGUCACACUGGUCUCUAUUUUCAAGGCAGUGGGUUUUGUGGUAGUUUAUUGUUAAUCCUCUUGGGCUUUAAGAACAUUUCAGUUUCUCAUAGCCUUGCUGACAGAUUUCACUACUGCGCACGUUAUCUGGAUCCCGUCUGUGAGAGGAAACACGAGGGAGCUGUGUGUGAGUUAGUGAUAUGGUCAUUAACCUUAGCUAAAGCCUCAAAACAGCAACGCUGCAUCACCUGAAUUCAUUUCCGCGCAUGCAUGCUCAGACAGUUCUGAGACAGAAAGGGCUUCUAUAACUGACUCUGUAAUAGGUGCCCUACAACUCAUUUACAGACGACGGGUCUUCAAACUGGCUUUGCUCUGCACCUUUGCACUUGUUUUUGAGGCCCUCAAAAAGCUCUCAUUUAUAUGGGUUAUAUCUGUCAAUGCUUACUAUGUUAGAAAUUAAAAUUGAGAAACUUUCAAAUGUCUUUAAUUCAUUUAAAAAUAAAAAUAUUAAGGGCCACUUGGGUGGCUCCAUCGGU